Molecule: messenger RNA, 525 nt
Organism: Spinacia oleracea (spinach)
Lineage: Eukaryota; Viridiplantae; Streptophyta; Magnoliopsida; Caryophyllales; Amaranthaceae
Exons: 2
Coding region: 1-525 (174 amino acids)
Source: RefSeq, a predicted model, not a curated record
AUGGCUCUUCUGGUCUCGGAGUUUGCAAUGAAGGAUUUAGGUCAUUUUAAUUAUUUUCUUGGCAUUGUUGUCACCCGUCACAAGGGUGGUAUGUUCCUUUCGCAACGUAAGUAUGCGGAGGAGAUUAUCGAUCGUGCUGACAUGUCCUCUUGUAAGCCUUCCUUCACUCCCGUUGAUACUAAACCGAAAGUCCGUAAGGACUCUGGUGCUCCAUUUGAUGACCCGAGUCACUACCGCAGCCUUGCGGGUGCACUUCAGUACCUCACUUUCACACGGCCAGAUAUUUCUCAAUUAUGCGGUUCAACAGGAAAUCCAGUGCAACAUCAGCGCACCAAACAUAUUGAAAUGGAUAUCCACUUUGUUGGUAAAAAAGUGGCACGAGGAGAAGUUCGUGUCCUACAUGUUCCGUCCUGUUAUCAGAUUGCUGAUAUUUUUACUAAGGGGUUGCCUCAAAUGUUAUUUGAAGAUUUUCGGGACAGUCUCAGCGUUCGGAAGCCUCCCGUUUCGACUGCGGGGGAGUGUUAG